Molecule: messenger RNA, 1590 nt
Organism: Papilio polytes (common Mormon)
Lineage: Eukaryota; Metazoa; Arthropoda; Insecta; Lepidoptera; Papilionidae
Product: cytochrome P450 6B1-like
Exons: 2
Coding region: 1-1500 (499 amino acids)
Molecular function (GO): heme binding; monooxygenase activity; iron ion binding
Source: RefSeq, a predicted model, not a curated record
AUGAUUUAUACCUUAGUGAGUGUUGCGACUUUGUUCACAGUUUUAUAUUUCUACUUCACUAGGACUUUUGAUUAUUGGAAGAAAAGAAUUGUUGCCGGACCCAAACCGCUCCCUUUCUUCGGUAACCUUAAAGAUUCGUUUCUUAGAAGGAAGUCUAUUAUUAUGGUGUAUAGCAGCAUUUAUGAAACAUUUCCUAACGAAAAGGUCGUUGGUAUUUAUAGAAUGACAACGCCGUGCCUUUUAUUGCGUGAUCUAGAUGUUAUUAAGAAUGUGAUGAUAAAAGAUUUCGAAUUAUUCGCUGAUAGAGGAAUUGAAUUCAGUGAUGAAGGUCUUGGUGUCAACUUGUUCCAUGCUGAUGGCGACAGAUGGAGAGUUUUAAGAAACCGUUUCACUCCACUCUUCACAUCGGGUAAGCUGAAGAACAUGUUGAUUCUUAUGUCUGAAUGUGGAGAUAAAUUCCUUAAUUAUCUCGAAGACAUUUGUCAGAACCAACCAGAACAAUCGAUGCAUCUCGUGUUCCAACAUUACACAAUGUCGUCUAUCGCUGCUUGUGCCUUCGGCGUUGACAUAGAUAAAGAUAUGGAGAAAACUUUGGAGAAAAUUGACAAAUUAGUUUUUUCUGUAAAUUACGGUAUCGAACUCGACAUGAUGUAUCCUGGGAUAUUAAAAAAGUUCAAUAGCUCGCUCUUUCCUAAUUAUGUGACCAAAUUUUUCGAGAACUUGACAAAGAAUGUGAUCGAACAAAGACGUGGAAUGCCAUUAAAUAGGAAAGACUUUAUCGAUUUAAUUUUAGAAUUGAGACAAAAGAAAAUCAUCGAAGGAGCAAAAAGAAGUGAGACAGAAGACAUUAAGGUAGUUGAACUAACAGACAGUAUUAUAGCAGCUCAGACAUUUGUAUUCUACGUGGCCGGCUAUGAAACAGGCGCUUCCGUUCUUUCGUAUCUGUUCUACGAACUGGCAAAGAAUCCAGACAUACAAGACAAACUCAUUGCAGAAAUAGAUAACGUUCUUAAAGAUUUUGAUGAACUAAAUUACGAAUGUCUGAGCAAAAUGACGUAUAUGGGUCAAGUGCUAGAUGAAACAUUAAGGAAAUAUCCGAUGGGAGAUCUUUUAUUGCGGAACGCUAAAACUGAUUAUACGAUACCAGAUACUAAUGUUACUAUAGAACAAAGGCAAACUAUAAUUGUAUCAGCUUGGGGUAUUCAUCAUGACCCUAAACACUACCCUGAUCCAGACACAUUUGAUCCAGAACGUUUCAAUCCAGAAAAUGUGAAAAACAGACAUUCUUGCGCAUAUCUAGCAUUUGGUGUUGGUCCUAGGAAUUGUUUAGGAAUACGCUUUGCUAAAUUGCAGUCUAGAGUGUGCAUCGUGAAAUUUUUAUCAAAAUUCCGGGUAGAGAUUUCAAAGAAAACUCCUUCAACAUUUAAAUACGAUGCAAUGCGUUUGUUUGCAUUUCCUGUAGAUGGUAUUUAUCUUAAUAUUGUACGAAGACAAGUUUAAAUGAUACUUAAUACUACUGUAUACUAUAAUACGAGUACAUACUUUAUAAUAACUAAUGAAGUUUAGCAUAGAUAUAGAGGAUAGUCUGGA